AUGAUGGCCACCAAGCUGAUCCAAGACAACUUUGAUGUCAAUACCAACAAGACUUGUUUCCUGUUCAUCUCUAUGGUACACAUCAUCUUCAUCGUGGUACUAAUCUCGUCGUAUGGUAAAGAGUUCUUGAAACGAUGUAAAAGAACUGUAACUCAGUAUGCCUUCGUAUGUAUUGGAGAAAAGCUGGUCACUAUCGCUUUCUACUGUGCUUAUGAAUACCUAAAGUACAAGAACAUUGACAACGAUCUAGAUCCUAGUAUCUUUGCAGUUAUAGUCAGGGUAGUUGCUCAUAUAUCAUUGUCAAUUGCGUUGAUAGGUGAGGUAGCUACUACAACACGGAAACGACUAUUGGUUCUACCUUGCUGUAUAGUACUCUUUAUAGUACAGUAUACUGGUGUGCACAUAAUGUUUAACACGGAAGUCAAAGGUAAAUAUUUUAAAUAUAUGUUAAGUAUAUAUUAUAGUAUUUUAUGCAUUACACAGUUAUUUACUGCUAUUUGGAAGUAAUUUUUAAAUUACUGAUAAAGGUUAUUGUUAUUUUGACAAAAGAUGACAUAUUUUCUCAAUAAUGUCAUUUUUUACAUUGUAAGUGGUGACACACCUUAUGAAUGCAAUGUAAUAACUAAUGCCCUUUUCAGAAGUAAUACCUGACCAAGAAGCUUUUGUUGUAAUUACAUCUACAUCCGUCUUCAACAUGACGCUCCUCAUCGUAUUCUGCUUUUACAUUGGCUUCGUGGCCGAGAAGACAAAAAGUGUAAGUGCUUAUAUAUAGAUGUUGCACCUACUUCCUAAGGUUACAAUUCUUACAUAGGCCAUCUUAGAGUAGUAUUUUGACAACAAUAUUCAAAUAUUCAAAAUUACUUUAGAAUUUAAAUUUUCAAUAUUACUUUAAAUAACAAUUUUUUAUAAUAAAUAAAUUUAAAAUUAAGCCUAAAUGAAAAAUAGUUACCAUUUUAUAAUAAGUUCAAGUUCAAAGAGUUCAAAAUUUCAAGUAAAUUACAAAUUAGCCUAACAAUAAGACGAGACCUCCUUAAGACUUUAAUGACAAGAUAUGGUUUCAGGUGAACAAGAUCCUCGGAUUCCACGCCAUCGUAGACAUCCUCUACAACUUCUUAAUCCAAAGCCUCUUGGCCACCAAUUAUGUUGUCUACCCCAGUGCCCUAAUCCUAGUUAACUAUGCGAAGGACCUGUUCUUCUUGUUCGUCUACGUGGUCAGAGUUAUGAAUGCCUCCAUCGUGGAGGUCGGAGACUCUGACACCAUCUCUACGAUAUCUAUAGAAGACGUCGAAAUUGUGAUCGACAGUCCACGAUCCGAUGUUCAGAUGGUCAAAUACUAA
This is a messenger RNA of Bursaphelenchus okinawaensis, 1337 nucleotides long. The record is from the annotation of a GenBank genome assembly. NCBI's taxonomy places the organism in Eukaryota, Metazoa, Nematoda, Chromadorea, Rhabditida, Aphelenchoididae.